AUGCCCGAAUCGACCACAUCCGGUGCGGGGGGCGUUGGAAGGGAAAAAGGAAAGGUGGAAUUUAUUGACUUAGAUGAAGACACGGAUACUGGUGAUUCGGAGUUUGAACCUCCUGAGGGUAGUGGAGUUCAGGAUGAUGAUAGCAUUGCAGCAGAAGAGGAUGUGGCUGAUGAGGAAGAGGUCAACGGUUUGAUGAGGGAGAGCGAGAUGUCGUUGAGCGAGCUGCUAGCCUCCUACGGCCUCCCCGCUUCUGCGAUUCCAGUUGAGACUGCUUCAUCAACGAUGAAUCCGUCGAAUUCAGGCGAACGGUCUCUCACGCGUAAACGUCGCUACAAUGGCAACACAGCGCAAGCGCCUACAGAGACAUCAGUUGCGGCCCCGGGCGGUAAUAACGGUACCGCCCAUCGGCCCAAUGACACCAAGCCUGGUGGUGUGAAGGCAAUUGAAAUCGAUCUCACGUCAAGUAAUGGUGAAGCGGAGGAAGAGGAAGAGCUGGUGGAUGAUGCAGUAGUAGAUGAUGAAGUUGAUGACGACGCGGAUGUUGAUGAAGAUGAGGAAGAUGAUGAAGAGGAAGAAGUCGGUUCCGAUUGCAAAAACCAUGCAGUCUCACUCUGGUGUCAAGCUCUUGCGGCGGGCGAUUCUCCACCGGCUUAUAAUUCUGAGGAGGAUGAGGAUUACUUGCCUAACGUUGAAGGAGAGGGCGAUUGGCGCGGUGAGAUGCAUGUGGGGGAGGAGUACCAAGCCAGUGUCCCAUUAACACCACCACCGGCAAAUUCACGGACGGACUCACACCUGGGACUGGAAGCACGAAUGCUUUGGAAACCGAACCACCUCUCCGAGGUGGAGGUGGAGCACUAUCAGCAGAACUACUCGAGGAUUCUUGCACUCGCCGCACCAACUACUCGCGUACCUGAUGACGAAGAGGUAAGCUUUUACAUCUCUUUAUCUCUACUAGAGGAGGAAAUUAAGGUGAAAUCAUUUUUUUUUUCUAUUCCGUACACUGAAGGCACUCUUCCUUCUCCUUCGAUCCAAUUUCGAUCCGGACGAGGCAUUGAGUCGCCUUCAAAUGAAACCCGUCCAACCAACCGUUUUCCACCAUUUCGUGUUCAGUUGAGGCAUAAAACAGUGGGAGAACUAGUGCAUUUCUACUACCUUUGGAAGAAGACUGCACGUCACGACGAGUUUGUUCGUCUUUAUCGACGCGAAAAGAAGAAGCCUCUUCAUCCUGGCAUUACAGAUUUUAUGGACUGUCUGAUGAAGGAGCAGCUGUCUGCAGUGGCUGGUCCCUCAGAUGAGGUGGGUGACCUUGAAUCCAACUGCCAGAACCAAUCGCAGGCUCAAAUGACUAUCCCAAAGACAGAAUUUCCCUCUCCGUCCACUCAACCCACCUUCCCAGCCAUUGCGGUCUGUCCCUCGGAUCGCGACGAGGCACCCGGCCAGUACGUGUCAACACUUAAUUGCAGCAGUUCUGCAGAAAAUUGA
Molecule: messenger RNA, 1482 nt
Organism: Hydatigera taeniaeformis
Lineage: Eukaryota; Metazoa; Platyhelminthes; Cestoda; Cyclophyllidea; Taeniidae
Source: the annotation of a GenBank genome assembly